Durusdinium trenchii is the source of this 2616-nucleotide messenger RNA. NCBI's taxonomy places the organism in Eukaryota, Dinophyceae, Suessiales, Symbiodiniaceae. The record is from the annotation of a GenBank genome assembly.
AUGGGAAGCUCGCUGCCAUGCAAGCUCCUUUGCGACAAGGCCCUCAUCAUCGCGGCGCCGCCCUCCUUGUGCGUGAAGGCCGAAGAGGAAGUGCUACCAGGCCCGGUGCGCCAUAAGGCGCGCCAGAAGGCGCCCCAUGCCACCGUGGAUCCGGAGCACUUUCUAGGUCCACACGUGAGGCCUUUUGAGGGGCACCACACAGGGCAGCUCUCGGAGCCUGAGGACCCGCUCGUCGCGGCGCUCCGGCACGGCGACCUGGACGGGGUGAAGACCUGCCUGGGCGGCGACGCUUCGCGCGGCGCGAACCGGAGGAGUUCCCGGCAGCAAACCCCACUGAUGCUGGCCGCGUCGGCCGCACUGCCCGGCGACGACCACGUGCGGGAACUCUGCGAGCUGCUUCUGGACGCGCAGGCGGAGGUGGAGGCCAUCGACGAGAAGGGCUGGACACCGCUAAUGCACGCGUGCAGCAGCAACAAUGUCAGCACGGUGGAGUUGUUGUUGGAACGGGGCGCUUCCAUUCACCGCUGUGACUACGAGGGGAGGAGCUGUUUGAUGUUGGCCUUCAUCGGCAGCGAGGACUUGAAGCUCCUCAAGUCUUUGGUGGAGCUGAAGGCCUCGGUGGAGUCGCGGGAUGCGAAGGGCUGGUCUUUGCUCUUCUACGCCUGCGAACAGCAAAACCUACACGUGAUCAGGUGGCUUUGCAACAAGUUCCAGGCCGACCUGGAGACAAGGGCCUUGGAUGGGUUGACUCCUGCGGACAUCUUGAAAAGGCAAGGGUUGGGCCAAGCGCAUCGCUGGCUGGGUGCAAGAAGGCGUCCAGAGAUGGAGUAUUUGCUCAUUGAUUUGGGUUUGAUGAACGAAGAUGGACACCCCCUCCCGCUCGAGUCCGAGCCAAACGUGGGAAGCCGACGGCGCUCCUCAAAGAGUCAGAAAGGCGAGAGCGGCGAGAGCCGCAGAUCCUCCAAGGUCUCUGUCGGGAGCGACCCAAGACACGGUGAGAGCCGAAGAUCUUCGAAAGUCUCCAUUGGGAGCGACCCAAAACAUCACGGUCAGCACCGAAGAAUGUCCAAGGGCUCCGAUGCGAGCCAUCUCUCCUCGCGGCGCUCCAGCAAAGGAGCCUUCGCACCCGAACACCUCGAGGAGACGGACUGCACCGCCGUGGUCACGGUGCAUGUGGCGGCAGAUGGUCGGCAGACUCGGGACGUGUUCAUCCCAGAGCCCGCAAAGCCCAAUGUGGCAGGGCUUCAUGAUGAAGAGGAGGUGAUGAACCGCCUCAUGGGCGUUGGCCACGCCUUGGCGCUUCGCCUGAAUGCGCAGGCGUCCAAGGCCCUUCCGCCCAUCACUCAGCUUGAGGUCUUUUCCGAUGGAGAAGGUUGGACCGUGACCGAGCGGCGGCGCUCGAACAGUCACCGGCCGAAACGCACAGGCGCAGCUGGGUCUCCUCGCACCGAGCCAGCCUUGCAUUGGGAGAAUGGCAAUGCUCCGCUGGAGACGCAGCCCUUCGCCAAGACACUAUUAGAGCCGACACCGUUGAUGCAGAUUCCAACCUCGUUGGCGGAUGUGGUGAAGAUGGCGGCGGCCAAGGCGAAGGCGAACGGCGGAAAGCUGGUCCAGGACCAGGACGUGGUGGAAGAAGAUGCAGGUCCCCCUGAGGCUGCGGAGGGCACUGCAGGCGGAGGCGUGGAGAUGGAUGGAUCCAAGAAACCGAGUGGGCAGUCCAUGAAGGGAAAGACGGUCACCAACUGGUUGAACCACACCUUGGGCCAGGCGACGCACAAGCUGGACAACGGGGUCGUGGCCAGCGCCGCUGCCAAGCAAGCGCAGGGCCUCGCCCACUUCGGGAUUGACCAUGCGGCGCUGGAACGUUUGGGUCUGGACCAUCAGGCGGCGGACCGGGUCUACCGGGCGAUGUUCGUCUACUCGCAGGGGCUCCACGCCGUGCUACAAGAGGCAGUGGGCCGUGCGAAGAACAGUUGGAGCGCCCUCCUGGUGCUGUGGAGGGCUUUCCAGGCUGUGCUCGAGCAGGCGGGGCAGGGCGACGAGCACGGCUCCGAGAGCCUGGCGGCACUGGUGCAGCGGGGCAACGAGGAAGAGAAGGAGCGUGUGGAAGGUCAGUUUCGGGACCAGAUCAACGCUCUGCAGUCACAAGUGGAGCGCCUCACGCGGGAGCUGCGAGCCUCCAAGGAUGAGCUCCAAAGAGUCAAGGAGGAUGAGAUGCGGAUGCGCAACGAGUGCGAGAAGUACAAGACGGAUUUCGAAGCCACGGAGAAGCACUACGAAGUGGAGCUCAAGAAGCGAGGCGAUGCGGAGGUGCGCCCUUGGCGAGGGCCCAGCCGUGUGGUGGAUGACUGAUGUACGGGUUUUUGAUUUAUGGGGCGUCCUUGGAGCCGGUGAACCAAAAUCGGAUGAAGAUUCGUCGAAGUGAUCCCAAAUGGUCGUACCAAAAGGUGAGGCAUGGUGAGGCUAAAAGGGAUCGUCCAACAUGUGGACCGUCUCCGUUGAACAAAUCAUAUUCUACUUGUGACUCCGUGGCACCGAAGGGGCUCCCUGGCGGCCACGAAUAUCCGAAGGGCUCGACAUGAGAUGAGAGGGCUCCGCAGCUGCUUAGGUUCAGGG